This is a messenger RNA of Cyphellophora europaea CBS 101466, 1023 nucleotides long. RefSeq lists its product as uncharacterized. NCBI's taxonomy places the organism in Eukaryota, Fungi, Ascomycota, Eurotiomycetes, Chaetothyriales, Cyphellophoraceae. The transcript is spliced from 3 exons. Gene Ontology annotation, molecular function: protein binding. The record is from RefSeq and is a predicted model, not a curated record. The coding region runs from base 1 to 1023 and encodes 340 amino acids.
AUGGCCAAUUACUUCCAGCCUUAUGCCAGCUGCAGCCCAUCGGCUGAGAAGGAUUCUUAUGUAUACAAAAUCGUACCUUGCAGUGGACAAAAUCUUGCUGGAAUCACAUCGGCUGACGAAGUAUUCGUGGUCAACUCUGGCUCACUGGAUACAGCCUCAGGCAUUCUUCUACCCUCGCCGCCGUCGCAAAUUACGUGUCUGGUUCCGUCAGAUGAUGGCAGAGCCGUCAUCUGCUCCGGGAAAGAUGAGGUCUGCGUCUUUGAUCUAAGGUCUUAUGAGAGAACUACCACUUUCAAGGUGGGUAAGGCAGUGACGGCGCUGGCUUGUAAGGGUACCAGUCUUGCAGUUGGUACCGAAUACUUGAAUCAUCAAGCUGUCGUCAGCGUUUGGGACUUGCGACAACCUUCUGCUGCAUCAUGGUCAAAUGCGGAAAACCACGACGAUAUCACUGCCAUCGACUUCCACCCUAGCAAAUCCAAUAUAGUUCUCGCUGGUGGAGAUGACGGACAAGUCAGCAUCUUCGACUCGCUCAUUGCCGAAGAGCAGGACAGCCUGGUGCAAGGAUUCACCCAUGGCCCAAUCCAUAAAGCUGGCUUUCUCGACCAAAACUCAAUGUACGCCCUGAGCUCUGAUCAGAACCUUGCUCUCCAUCCAGUCUUCGACGAUGCUCGGGUCGAAGAGCCGACUCCUAUGCUGCUAGGUGACCUUCGACCUGUGAUACCCUGCGAGUAUGUCAUUGACGUGCUGCGAACCGAAUCGGAGUCUGUGGUCGCGGCUGGUUCACACAGCAUGUCGCAGGUUGAUAUGGUACCCAUCGGAUCUGCAGGCUCGCUGGACCUCAACAAUCGCAUCAUUCUUCAAGGUACGCAUGGGGAAGAGAUUGUGCGGUCCAUCUUCGUGAAGGACAAUAUGAUCUUCACAGCUGGCGAAGACGGCAGAGUGCAAGCGUAUCGUGCAAGCAGCUCACAGAGCACGCAAAAACCUACCAAGACCAAGAAAGAGAGCCGAUAUAAACCCUACUAG